GUGGGGUCGGUGGCUGCUGGGCGGGCGGGGCGCAGGCCGCGGGGCCCUAGCCGGGGGGAGCGAGCGAGCGGAGGCGCCGGGGACCCGAUUCACUCGCUGGGGAGACCUAUGGGCCGAAGCCGUGUAAAUGCGUUUUAAGCAGGGGCCUCGGCUCCGCAACUGCCACUCCCCCUCGGGGUGUUGCACAAGUUUCGAGGUCUCCGGCGACCCCCCCUAGCAGCACGCCUGGCUCUGGCCCCCGCGAAGGAGGACGGGGCUUGUGUGUUGCAUACUUUCUAAGGCGGCGGCUGCGGCAGGGGCGCCAUCCAGGUUGCUGGCUGCUGUUCCUCAGCAUGGCUGGCUACCUGAGGGAAGCGGACUUUGUGAUGGUGGAGGAGGGCUUCAGCACGCGCGACCUGCUGGAGGAGCUCACUCUGGGGGCCUCGCAGGCCACCGCGGGUGAGGUGGCUGCCUUCUUGGUGGCUGACCUGGGUGCCGUGGUGAAGAAGCACUUCUGCUUUCUCAAGUGCCUGCCGCGAGUCCGGCCCUUCUACUCGGUCAAGUGCAACAGCAGCCCAGGCGUGCUGAAGGUCCUGGCUGAAUUGGGACUGGGCUUCAGCUGUGCCAACAAGGCAGAGAUGGAGUUGGUCCAGCACAUUGGUGUCCCUGCCAGUAAGAUCAUCUAUGCCAACCCUUGUAAGCAAAUCUCACAGAUCAAGUAUGCUGCCGAGCACGGGGUCCAGCUGCUGAGCUUUGACAACGAGAUGGAGCUGGCGAAGGUGGUGAAGAGCCACCCCAGUACCAAGCUGGUUCUGUGUGUUGCCACGGCCAACUCCUACUCCACAAGCCAGCUGAGCCUCAAGUUUGGAGCAGCACUGACGUCCUGCAGACACCUGUUGGAAAAUGCCAAGAAGAGCCACGUGGAGGUGGUGGGGGUGAGUUUCCACAUCGGCAGUGGCUGUCCCGACCCUCAGGCCUACGCCCAGUCCAUCGCGGACGCCCGGCUGGUGUUUGAAAUGGGCUCUGAGCUGGGCCACAGGAUGCACAUACUUGACCUCGGCGGUGGCUUCCCUGGCAUAGAGGGGGCCAAAGUGAGAUUCGAAGAGAUGGCUUCUGUGAUCAACUCAGCCUUGGACCUGUACUUCCCAGAGGGCUGUGGCGUGGACAUCCUUGCUGAGCUGGGCCGUUACUACGUGACCUCUGCCUUCACCGUGGCGGUCAGCAUCAUCGCCAAGAAGGAGGUUCUUCUGGAUCAGCCCGGCAGGGAAGAGGAAAAUGGUCCCACCCCCAAGACCAUCGUGUACCACCUUGCUGAUGGCGUGUAUGGGAUCUUCAAUUCGGUCCUGUUCGACAACGUCUGCCCCACCCCCAUCCUGCAGAAGAAACCACCCACGGAGCAGCCCCUGUACAGCAGCAGUCUGUGGGGCCCAGCGGCCGAUGGCUACGACUGCGUGGCUGAGGGCCUGUGGCUGCCGCAACUACACGUAGGGGACUGGCUGGUCUUUGACAACAUGGGCGCCUACACUGUCGGCACGGGUUCCUUCCACAAGGGGACCCAGGCCUGUCGCAUCACCUACACCAUGUCCCGGGUGGCUUGGGAAGCACUACGAGGGCAGCUGCUGCCUGCAGACCAGGAGGAGGACGCCGAGGGCAUGUGCAAGCCUCUGUCCUGUGGCUGGGAGAUCGCUGACACCCUGUGUGUGGGCCCUGUCUUCACCCCGGCGAGCAUCAUGUGAGCGGGCCCCGUUCCCCCCCGGAGAACUCCAGCGGGGCCCCAGCAAUGCCUCUGGGAGAGGUGGGGCAGGCGGCGUGCAGAGCAGCACCCUGUGGCCAGGACAGUGGUGUUUGCUGUGCCGCCCCCACGCUCCAUCCGUAGUUUCUGCCCUGUAUAUAGGACCAGUCUUACACUCGCUGUAGUUGAAGUAUGCAACAUAAAUCCUGUCCCUUC
Molecule: messenger RNA, 1927 nt
Organism: Ochotona princeps (American pika)
Lineage: Eukaryota; Metazoa; Chordata; Mammalia; Lagomorpha; Ochotonidae
Gene: AZIN2
Product: antizyme inhibitor 2
Biological process (GO): positive regulation of polyamine transmembrane transport; negative regulation of protein catabolic process; positive regulation of catalytic activity
Cellular component (GO): cytoplasm
Molecular function (GO): catalytic activity; ornithine decarboxylase activator activity
Source: RefSeq, marked validated